CUGAAGCCAUCUGAACGUAUCUAAAGGAGACUUUUAGAUCCCCUCGUGAUCAGCGUUUCCUCUUCGGGUCAUGUGACACGAGCCGCCUGAAACUGCACAGUGACAGCAUCCUGGGGAGUUUGGCUGUAGUGGCACAGAUCACAGGUACUAUUCCCUGUGAUGACGUCAGCAGUGGAACGCACAGAUGAGCUGGUCAGAGAAUACCUAACGUUUAGAGGAUUUACCAACACUUUAAAACACUUUGAAGCUGAUAUUAAAACCGACAAGGAGAAAGGAUUUCGUGUGGAUAAAAUAGUGGAACAGCUUCUGCAGUUCAUACAGAGUUAUGAUCUGAGCGGGCUGCUUGAUUAUUGGGCCUAUCUGGAAAGACGCCUCUUCAGCCGUCUGGAAGAUGUUUACCGACCGACUAUUCACAAGCUGAAGACCAGCCUUUUUCGUUACUAUCUUGUGUAUACGGUGCAGACCAACAAAACAGACAAAUCGCAUGAGUUCUUCCAGAAGCAAGCAACUGAGCUACAGAACCAGAAUGAGUGGAAGGAGUGGUUUGCUUUGCCUUUCCUUCCUACCCCUGACCAAAACCCGGCUUUUGCUACAUACUUUUCUCGGCAGUGGGCAGAUACCUUCACUGUAUCGUUGCACAACUUCCUGAGCGUUCUCUUCCAGUGCAUGCCUGUUCCAACAAUUCUCAACUUUGAGGCAGAAUGUCAGAGAAUUUUCCGUGUGCAAGAGGAGAACGAGGCCCUGCGACAGAAGCUUUUUGCUCUGCAGGCAGAGGCUCACCGUAUGAGAAAGGAGGGGGACGAUGGACCCUUAGUACACCACAAGCUGCCUCAUUAUGUCUCCAACAUGGACCGGUUGGGCGAUUCAGAUCUCAACAUAGUAUCAAAUCAGAGAAAUCCUGGACUGAAUGUUCAGUCAUCAAGGACAACGGGAUUUCUCUCUUCUUUACUCCCUCAGAGCAAGAAAGUACCGUCAAAGCCCUCUUCGCCAUCCAUUGCGUCACCGACACAGAGUGCGGGUGUCCUUCCAAUCAAGAAGGAACCAGCCAAUACUCAGGUCCAGAAAACAAAAGAAGUUGUAAACGUGGCUAAAGAAACAAAAAGUGCUCAAAACGUCCUCCUCGUCCCAGGUGCAAGUGAGUCCUCCAGUGUGGUCCAGCAACGGCAACGACGCCUACAGGAGAGGAAAGAGCUUCUGACAAAGUCAUCGUCACAGAGUAUGGAAAAGAAGAAUGCAGAGAAUGUGGACUUAGACCCUGAGUCACGUUCUGAGACACAGAGUAACCAUUUGGAUGCACUGACCAGAGGUUCAGGAGGAACAACUGCAGGGAGCGGCGAGAAACCUGAACAGCCAUUUAUAGUAUUAAGCCAAGAUGAGUAUGGAGAACAUCACUCGUCUAUAAUGCACUGCAGGGUGGACUGCUCAGGGCGCAGGGUUGCAAGUCUGGAUGUUGAUGGAGUGAUCAAAGUUUGGUCUAUUGAUGCUAUCAUGCAGACUAAAGCUUCAGCAAUUUCAAAAUCUCCUCUCCUGUCAUUAGAGUGGGCAACUAAAAGAGAUAGACUGUUGUUGUUGGGGAGCGAGGCUGGAACUGUUCGCCUUUAUGACACGGAAGCUAAGAAGAAUCUCUGUGAGAUUGGAAUAGUUGAGGAUAUGCCAAGGAUCCUCUCACUGGCGUGCAGUCCGAGCGGGGCCUCUUUUGUGUGCUCGGCAGCUGCUCAAAGCUUUCCUUACCAAAACCCAGCAGCAACGGACUUGGGAGAAAAUGGCAGCAACCAGGUACCGGGGAAACUUCUGCUGUGGGACACAAAAACAAUGAAGCAACAGCUCCAGUUCUCACUGGAACCAGAGCCUAUAGCUGUAAACUGCACAGCUUUUAACCACAAUGGGAACUUGCUGGUGACUGGGGCAGCGGAUGGGGUUAUUCGUCUCUUUGACAUGCAGCAGCAUCAGUGUGCGAUGAGCUGGAAAGCCCAUAAAGGGGAGGUUUACUCUGUUGACUUCAGCUAUGAUGAGAAUGCAGUAUACAGUAUCGGGGAGGAUGGGAAGUUUAUCCAGUGGAACAUCCAUAAAAGUGGGCAAAAAGUGUCAGAAUAUUCUUUGCCUCCAGAUGCGACAGGUCCCUUUGUUCUUUCGGGUUACAGCGGAUAUAAACAAGUUCAGUUCCCACGUGGAAGGCUGUUUGCAUUUGAUGCUGAAGGAAAAUAUAUGCUGACGUGUUCAAAUACUGGAGGAGUAAUUUAUAAGCUGAACAGUGAUGGGAGCACCCUGGAGAGCUGUCUUUCCUUGGGGGGCCACAGAGCCCCAGUGGUGACUGUGGACUGGAGCACAGCAGUUGAAUGUGGGACCUGCCUAACUGCCUCUAUGGAUGGAAAAAUCAGACUUACUACCCUCUUGGCACAGAAAUCUUAACGCUUCCAAUUUCCUUUGCUGCCCUAGGGGAGCCUGCAGUGGGCUGCUAUGCAGUGUGCUCCAAGCCCCUCUAGGAGGGCGUUUUAAAACCAAUAUUAUGUAUAUGUAAAUAUAUAUAAAUCUCCUGCUGGUUUGUAAUUGGUGACCAGUUAGCUCACAAUGUGAAAAGGUUGUUUAUUUCAUUCUUCUUGCAAACAAUCAAGAGGAUGCUAUUGAUCGUUGACACAUUCCAUAAUCUUGACAGUGUUAAUAUUACCAAUGAUAGUUUUGCAAGUUAAAUUUCGGAGGUUGUUGUCAUUGCUAGCAGGGACUUAGGGCCACAUACUAAACCUUAUGUAUCUUCUGUAUAAUCAUCUGUUAACAUACACUUCUGGAUUUGUUUUUUAUGAGGUCUCUGGGGUAUCUUUUUUUCCUUCAGUGUUCCAGUGCCCCCUAGAUUUUUUUUGGUCUCCUUUUUUUUUUUUUAAAGGUACAACUCCCUCUCCAUUUUUUUAUUUUUUUUACUUUUUCACCAAGCUAUGCAAUAGAGGGUGUCUGUGACCUAAAAUCAUUUUUUAUUUCCUUGCUCGUUGAUUCGUUAUUGAUGUAACAGUAUUAAUAUUGCUGCUCCACUGCUUUUCAUGACAUUAUUGGACUAAAAACAAAAUGGUCUCCCUAUAAGUCUGCUUUACUGAAAGGGCCUUUAUAUUGGAAAACUCUUCUGGAAAGCAAUAAUAUUGACAAUGUAUGUGAACACCCUAUUGCAGGCUUUAGGGACAGUUUUAAUAAUGCAGCAUAAAAAAACAAACAAACAGUAUUUAAUAAAAAAAUAAAAAUAUAUAUAUAAACAAUGUAAGACCAGUUUUCGAAAUAUAAACUCAGCUUUUAUUUGGGAGAAAAUGUGCCUUUAAGCUUUUUUUAUUUUGUCUUACCCUGUCAAUUGAUAAUUUAUUACAUAGAAUAACUGUGUAUUCAUAAAAGGCAAGCGAUAAUUGUUUUCACAACGUACCAGGAAUGAAAAAAAUCUCUUUUUAGACAAUAAGUAUAUUUUGGGAUUUGUACUUGAUUUAAAUGCCUUCAUUUAAGUCAGAUGCAUGCUUUUUGUCAACUAUUCCUGGAAAUAUCAUAGCAAUAUCUCAAAUUUUCGAUUAAAUUGCCAAAUUCCUGA
This is a messenger RNA of Bombina bombina (fire-bellied toad), 3556 nucleotides long. RefSeq names its product WD repeat domain 91 (gene WDR91). Bases 160 to 2409 code for a protein of 749 amino acids. Gene Ontology annotation, cellular component: late endosome membrane; extrinsic component of endosome membrane; early endosome membrane. Gene Ontology annotation, molecular function: protein binding; phosphatidylinositol 3-kinase regulator activity. Gene Ontology annotation, biological process: early endosome to late endosome transport. NCBI's taxonomy places the organism in Eukaryota, Metazoa, Chordata, Amphibia, Anura, Bombinatoridae. The record is from RefSeq and is a predicted model, not a curated record. The transcript is spliced from 16 exons.